This is a messenger RNA of Heterobasidion irregulare TC 32-1, 621 nucleotides long. RefSeq lists its product as uncharacterized. The record is from RefSeq and is a predicted model, not a curated record. The coding region runs from base 1 to 621 and encodes 206 amino acids. The transcript is spliced from 3 exons. Lineage: Eukaryota; Fungi; Basidiomycota; Agaricomycetes; Russulales; Bondarzewiaceae.
AUGUCGUCCCAUUGCGAUCCCGAUAUUACCAUUACUCCAACAACCUCUCCUGUAGAGGAGUUCCGAAAAGUAUCUGCCACUCGAUCUCUCCCUUUACAGCAGCAUAUUGUAAAAGCGUUCAGAGGAGUACCGAAAAAACUCCAACUUCAGUGGGAUCCCUCAGAUCACAUAUAUACGAAGGCAGAAUUAGCGAAGCUUUUGCCUUUGCCCAACCUUCCUCGCGCUCUUGUGCCUCGACCCGGGAUGGAGGUUCCACCAUGUCUUCUUUACGGUCUUCCUAUAUCUCGUGAACGGAUAUUCUUGCUGGCCAAAUUGCGCGAUCCAAACAUGCAGCUUUUCGCCAAGUCUGGACUGAUCAGCAUCGAACUCAAAAGGUCAGUCACAGACUCUCUUAGAAAGGAGAUCAGCUGGCCGGUAUACUUGGACCGCGCGCUGAACACGCCGGACACGCCUUACAUCCCUUGCAUACUCGACAACUUUUCUAUCGAGGCAUGCGUGGAGUGCAAUGAGAUGCCUAAAGGUAAUCAUAUUCGCCGGAUGCGAAAAGCGCUCGGAGCACAUCCCAAGGCUCGGCUUAUGUGGUACACCGCAGCAGGAUACUAUAUAUGGCAGUGCGAAUGA